CCCCUCCCCCCGCGGGCCCCUCUCCCCGUGCCCGUGCCCGUGCCCCGCGCUGACCGCGGCCCGCCCGCCCGCCCGCAGCCGCCAUGACGCACUUCGGCUUCGAGAGCGACCUGCACACGCUGCUGCGCCUGGACGCGCCGAUCCCCAACGCGCCGCCGGCCCGCUGGCAGCGCAAGGCCCGCGACGGCCCCGCGCCGGCCGGCCCCGCGCCCGCCGCCCCCGGGCCCGCCACGCUGUCGCCCAUGAAGCCCAGCAACCGCGCGCACGGCGCCGGCAGGACCCCCGGCAGGACCCCAGGUAAAUCCGCGUCCAAGACGCAGAGCACCCCGGGCAAGGCUGGCGGGGACCGCUACAUCCCCCACCGCAGCGCCAUGCAGAUGGAGGUGGCCAACUUCCUCCUGACCAAGGAGAACGACGACGCCGAGGACACUCCCACCAAGAAGGAGCAGCAGAAGACCUGGGCAGUGAAUCUGAACGGGUUCGAUGUGGAAGAGGCAAAGAUCCUCCGCCUGAGCGGGAAGCCUCAGAAUGCCCCAGAAGGCUACCAGAAUAACCUGAAAGUGCUCUACAGCCAGAAAGCAACACCUGGCUCUAGCAGGAAGAAUGGCAGAUACAUUCCCUCCAUGCCGGACCGGAUCCUGGAUGCACCAGAGAUCCGCAACGACUACUAUCUGAACCUCAUUGACUGGAGCUCCCAGAACUUCCUGGCUGUGGCUCUGGACAACUCUGUGUACCUCUGGAAUUAUGCCUCUGGGGAGAUCAUCCAGCUGCUUCAGAUGGAGAAUCCCGAUGAUUACGUCUCUGCUGUGUCCUGGAUCAAAGAAGGAAACUACCUGGCCAUUGGCACAAGCAAUGCUGAGGUCCAGCUGUGGGACAUACAGCAGCAGAAGCGGCUCCGCAACAUGACCAGCCAUUCCUCCCGCGUAGGCUCGCUGAGCUGGAACAGCUACAUCCUCUCCAGUGGGGCGAGGACUGGGCACAUCCAUCACCAUGACGUCCGGGUGGCCGAGCACCACGUGGCCACGCUCGCCGGCCACACGCAAGAGGUGUGUGGGCUCAAGUGGUCACUGGAUGGCCGGUACCUAGCCAGCGGGGGCAAUGACAACCUUGUGAACAUCUGGCCUUGCACCCAAGGUGACAGCGGGGACUUUGCUCCAGUACAGACCUUCACGCAGCACCAGGGUGCUGUCAAGGCGGUGGCCUGGUGCCCCUGGCAGUCCAACGUCCUGGCCACUGGAGGCGGCACCAGCGACCGGCACAUCCGCAUUUGGAACGUGUGCUCAGGCACCUGUCUCAACACGGUCGAUGCCCAUUCCCAGGUCUGCGCCAUCCUGUGGUCGACUAACUACAAGGAGUUCAUAUCUGGCCACGGCUUUGCCCAGAACCAGCUGGUGGUGUGGAAAUACCCUACCAUGGCCAAGGUCACGGAGCUAAAAGAGCGUGGAAUCAGUGACCAAGGUGUAAAGGAGUUGGGCUCCAGGCAGCAACCAGUAAAGCCUAGGAACUAUGCCUAGAUCAUCCCCAACCACUGGUUGCCAACCUCUUGAACACCAAGUGCACAAGUCCCCUGGGAGUCUUCCCCUGCCUCUGCUCUCAAGGGGAAGUGUUUCUUGACGUUCACUCUAAGCCUACUUUGCUGCUUCAAGCCAUUGGUCUAUGCCCUCCUGCAGCGAGAGAGAGAAGGGGUUUUCAGUCCUCUGGCAGCCCUUCAAGUAUUUGAACACUUGUCAUGGCCCCUUGUCAGUGCCUUUCCCAGAAGCUGAGUGCGCCCAGCUCCCACGGCUUCUCCUCGUCUGACUUUUUUUUUUUUUUAAAUGUCCACUCCACUGCAUAGUUACUUGGUCAAAGGGGGAGAUCGGGCUCGUUUUUCAUAAAUUCCUGCUGGGGGCUUGUGAUCAGCCCUUUGUCCUCCAGGUUCUUGUGAAUGGCCUUCCUUAGGAUCUUCUCCAGUAACCCCCAGGUACUGAGGUGAGGUGAGGCUAACUGGCCUAUAGGUCCCCAGCUCCUUCUCCAUUUUAAAGAGGGCUGCAAAUGGGCCAGGUACCAGAGGACAGGAAAAGGUCCAUCUCCCGUGACUUCCUGUACACCAUUGCCAAGGGCCCCAAGAUCUCCACCAGUUCCUUCAGGCCCUGACUUGAACUCUUUCAGAACCACCAAGCUUGUCCCCUUCCUCACCCAAAUCAUCCUUGGUAGAUGGCUGGCUGCAGCUUGAUGUUUUUGUGACGAUCGAGGCAAAGUAGCUGCUGUUAACAGAGGAACCACAGCUUCCUCCUCCUUUUCUGGCUGACUUGCAUUCAGGCUAGAUGCUCCUCUUGUCUUUAUCAUUCCUCACAUGGCACAGCUCAUUCCUUAGCUUUGCCUUCCUGACUCCUGCAGGUUCUCACUAUUUCCUGGUGUGUGUCCCUGGUGCCCUGCCCAUUCUGCCACUGCCUAGUACUUUCCUUUUGCACUCGAGGCAUCCUCAGAGCUGUGUGUGCAGCCACAUUGGUCUCUUGCCAUUCUUGUGCAGUUCUUCCACUGCACCUGAGUCAGGGGCAGCAGCUAGCAAGUGCCCUGCUGCAGUGGGCUCCCACCCCUGUGAGGUGAGGGCUGCAUGGGGCUGCUGCUUGGCUCUGCUGGGGUAGGGCCCCAGGCAGGAUUGAUGUUGUGCACAUGGCACCAUGGUGCUUUUCUCUUGGCUGCUCCAGCCCUGGACUCUGCGCAAGGCUGGAUGCCAGGCCCCACU
Messenger RNA from Alligator mississippiensis (American alligator), 2725 nucleotides. RefSeq names its product cell division cycle 20 (gene CDC20). The record is from RefSeq and is a predicted model, not a curated record. Gene Ontology annotation, cellular component: anaphase-promoting complex. Gene Ontology annotation, molecular function: protein binding; ubiquitin ligase activator activity; anaphase-promoting complex binding. Bases 84 to 1514 code for a protein of 476 amino acids. NCBI's taxonomy places the organism in Eukaryota, Metazoa, Chordata, Crocodylia, Alligatoridae. Gene Ontology annotation, biological process: positive regulation of ubiquitin protein ligase activity; positive regulation of anaphase-promoting complex-dependent catabolic process; anaphase-promoting complex-dependent catabolic process. The transcript has 10 exons.